AUGACACUCCAUCUCUCGGUUGUUGCGUUCGCAGUGCAAGCACUGUGCUUGCAACUGGCCACCCCGGGCGUACUGGCAAAAACGGGCGACACCGUAUUUGACUAUGUCGUUGUAGGGGGUGGGAAUGCUGGCCUGACUGUGGCAUCUCGACUCUCCGAGGACCCAGCUGUGCAAGUCGCUGUCAUAGAGGCCGGCGACUUCUACGAGAUUGCUACGGGUAAUCAAAGCCAGAUCCCUGCCAACGAUGCUCUGUAUAAUGGCAAGUCUUCAAACGCUACCAACCCUCUGGUUGAAUGGGGGUUUAUGACAACCCCCCAGGCUGGCGUCAAUGGCCAGAGUGUGCACUAUGGACGAGGUAAAGCGCUCGGUGGCUGUACCGCCCUGAACUACAUGGCCUACCAACGCCCCACGGUGGGUGCAUUGGAGCGAUGGGCAGAGACAGUCGGCGAUGACUCGUGGACCUUUGAUAGUGUCCUUUCCUAUUACAAGCGAAGCCUCAACUUCACUCCACCGGAUAUGCACAAGCGAAUUGCCAAUGCCACCCCAAGUUACGACAUGCCGACGCUGGGAACCGACGGCCCGUUGGCGUUGACCUACCCUAACUACGCUCAGCCCUUCAGCACAUGGCUAGCCAAAGGCAUGGAAGAGGCCGGUAUUCCGAAUAUUCCCGGAUUUACCAGCGGCCACCUGAACGGCUCCGGCUGGCUGGUCCAUACCAUCGAUCAGACCACUGGAUUCAGGGAGUCGUCUGAAGUGGCAUUCCUGACACCAUUUAUCAGGCGUCCGAAUCUGGCCCUCUACAAAAAGACGCUUGCUGAGAAAAUCCUGUUCCGCAACAACACUGCCACCGGUGUCCGAGUGGCUUCCGCGAAUAAUACCUUCGUCCUAUCAGCGCGACGAGAGGUAAUUGUAUCGGCUGGCACCUUCCAGUCUCCACAGCUCCUCUUGGUGUCCGGCGUAGGCCCUGCGGACCUCCUGAAGGCGCAUGAUAUUAAAGUCGUCGCCAACCGCCCCGGUGUGGGGCAAAAUAUGAAUGACCAUGUAUUUUUUGGCCUUGCGCACAAGGUUAACGUCCAGACUUCAACCUCCCUCUCCAACCCGGCGGUAUAUGCGGAAGCAGUCCAACAGUUUCGAAACGAGCAGGAUGGUCCGCUAGCAAGCCCCGGGGGAGACUAUGCCGCGUUCGAAAGGGUUCCUGACGAGCUGCGCGCGAAUUUCUCACAGAGUACAGGCCACGACGUUGGUAGCCUCCCCUCUGACUGGCCCGAGAUCCAGUACUUUUCUCUUCCGGCCUACGUGGGGGAUUUCUGGAACCCUGGCGCCGGCGGCCCGACGGACGGCAACUACGCCACGAUCAUGGCCACGCUCGUGGCGCCCAUGUCUCGAGGAAACGUCUCCAUCUCCUCCUCAAGCAUGCAUGACGCGCCCCUGAUCAACCCAAACUGGCUGACUGAGAAGACUGACGUUGAAGUCGCCAUCGCUGCCUUUAAGCGAGUACGCCAGAUCUUCGGGACCAAUGUCCUGCAGAAAAACCUGACGGUUGGAUCUGAGUAUUACCCAGGCAAUAAGGUGUCCACCGACGACGAGAUCUACAGAUUCAUUCAAGCUGCUUUUCAGACCAUGUACCAUGCUUCUUCGACAUGCAAGAUGGGCAAGCACGAUGAUGAGAUGGCUGUUGUGGACUCCCGUGGCCAUGUCUAUGGAACCCGGCAUUUGCGUGUUGUGGACGCCUCUGUGUUCCCUUUCCUCCCACCAGCUCUUCCUCAGGGUACAGUUUACAUGGUGGCAGAGAAGAUCGCCGACGACAUCAAGAGUCGGCGGUAG
Messenger RNA from Aspergillus tanneri, 1824 nucleotides. RefSeq names its product GMC family oxidoreductase. Lineage: Eukaryota; Fungi; Ascomycota; Eurotiomycetes; Eurotiales; Aspergillaceae. The coding region runs from base 1 to 1824 and encodes 607 amino acids. The record is from RefSeq and is a predicted model, not a curated record. Gene Ontology annotation, biological process: secondary metabolite biosynthetic process. Gene Ontology annotation, molecular function: flavin adenine dinucleotide binding; oxidoreductase activity, acting on CH-OH group of donors. The transcript has 7 exons.